AUGAAAUUAAAAGUUGAAAAUCUUUCAAAAUUAAAAGUUGAUGGAACAUAUUUGUUUAAAGAUGUUUCAUUCUCGUUAUUUGGUAAAGAAAUAAUAACAAUUUCGGGACCUAGUGGAGUAGGGAAAACUACAUUAUUAAAGUGUAUCGCUCAAUUAGUAAUAUACGAAGAAGGAUGUAUUUUUUUUAAUGACAAAACACCUGAGGAAUCUGGUGUUCCAAAUUGGAGAACUCAAAUCAUGUAUGUUCCACAGAGAACUCCAAUAAUGCCAGGUACACCGUUAGAAUUUAGUCAAAAAAUUAGAACCUUUAGUUCACAACGGUUGAUUAAUAAAUUCUACGAUGAUCCGAUCGAAAUAUCCGGACGAUGGAAUAUUUCAGAAGAAUUAUGGGAAAAGAAUUGGAAUCAAUUAUCUGGUGGUGAAUUACAACGUAUUUCUUUAGCUAUUGCUUUAUCAUCAUUAGAUCCAAAAACUUGUCAUUUAGUUGAAAAGACACUUAAAGAAUAUUCUUGUAUUAUUGUCACACACGAUCCAGAACAAGAAAAACGUAUAUCAACCCAUAGAAUUGUUUUAAAACCUCAUAUGGAAAAUGAAAACAAUUAUGGACAUUUACUAUAA
Messenger RNA from Diversispora eburnea, 618 nucleotides. Lineage: Eukaryota; Fungi; Glomeromycota; Glomeromycetes; Diversisporales; Diversisporaceae. The record is from the annotation of a GenBank genome assembly.